Monoraphidium neglectum is the source of this 969-nucleotide messenger RNA. RefSeq lists its product as hypothetical. Lineage: Eukaryota; Viridiplantae; Chlorophyta; Chlorophyceae; Sphaeropleales; Selenastraceae. Gene Ontology annotation, molecular function: chloride channel activity. The record is from RefSeq and is a predicted model, not a curated record. The coding region runs from base 1 to 969 and encodes 322 amino acids. The transcript is spliced from 10 exons.
AUGACCAUCCGCUCCCAUCAGGUGUUCAUCACUGACUCAUCGCUGGAGAUCACUUCGUUUGCGCUGUCCCUGCUGCUGGUGUUCAGGACUGACAGCAGCUACGCGCGCUGGGAGCAGGCGCUGCAGUCGUGGGAGAAGGUCAGGGGCGAGUGCAAGGACCUCGCGCGGCAGGCGUGCUACUUUGUGGCGGAGCCGACCCGCAAGGCCAUGCUGAUGCGCUGGGCGGUGGCGUUUGGGCACUCGCUGCUGUGCCACGUGCGGUGUGACGCGAAGCUGGAGGACCAGCUGGACGGGGUGCUGACGUCAGAGGAGGUUGAGGCCGUCAGCGCCGUCGGCCCCAGCAGCGCGCCCUCCUUCGUCCUGCAGGUCAUGAGCGAGGUGGUGGAGCAGUGCAGCCUGGGGGAGCACCGCGCAGAGCAGCUGCACUCCUCAAUCAAGGUAUUGGGCAUGCAGAUCGGGGCAUGCGACAAGCUGCUGCGGUACCCAAUUCCCCUCGCCUACACCCGCCACACCAGCCGCUUCAUGUUUGUGUGGCUGACAGCGCUGCCCUUUGCCCUCUACGAGGCCGGGCUCAGCUGGGGUGCAGUGCCCAUCACCCUGGUGAUCAGCUACCUACUGCUGGCGGUGGAUGAGAUCGGGGUCCAGAUCGAGGAGCCGUUCAGCAUCAUGCCGCUGGAGGACAUACUGUACGACGUCCAGUCGGAGACCACGGCCCUCAUCGCCCGCCAGGACGUGGUCGUGGACCUGCUCAGGGCAAACGGCGUCGAGUGCGACCCCCGCAGCGCCGCCGCGGCCGCGUGCGCGGUGUGCGGCGAGCCUGGCGGGGCGGCAAACGGAGGAGCCGGGAGCAGCGGCGGCGGCGGCAGCGGCGGCGGCGGCGGCGGCGGUAGUAUUGGGGGCAAGUGGUCGGACUCGCUGCCAGAUGCGGUGUCCGCGGCGUUUGGCAGCGGGGAUUACAAUCUGCCGUGA